This is a messenger RNA of Neopelma chrysocephalum (saffron-crested tyrant-manakin), 2097 nucleotides long. RefSeq lists its product as uncharacterized. The transcript is spliced from 7 exons. The record is from RefSeq and is a predicted model, not a curated record. The coding region runs from base 225 to 893 and encodes 222 amino acids. Gene Ontology annotation, cellular component: membrane. Lineage: Eukaryota; Metazoa; Chordata; Aves; Passeriformes; Pipridae.
CGUCCCUGCACAGCUGUCGGCCGGCACUGCGGAGGCUCUCCCGGCCUCGCCGGGCUCUUUUCGCCCGGAUAACACUCGGGACUCUUUUCCCCCCGGAAGCGGAGCCGGAGUUUUCCCGGUCCCUGCCCGGCGAGUCCCCGCCACAGGAAAAGCUGUUCUUCCUCCCCUGGAAGGCCACAGCGCCGCUCUCCAGCCUCCGUGAUUUAUGUGUGACUCGGAGCAGAAUGGAUCGCUAUCGAUACUUCAUCUUCAACCAGAAGAAUAUGGUGGUGCUGGGGAUGUUCCAGAUAGCCCUCAGCACGGUGUGCGUCGUCAGCGGGUUCAUAGAUGGCAUUUUCAGAACAGAGUCUCAGCUGGGCAGAACCAGAGCUCCAAUUUGGGCUGGGAUGGUGAUGGGAGUCCCAGGCGUGCUGGCUUUGUUCUCCUCUCAGAGGAAGAAUCCAAUCCUUGUGAAUGUACUGAUAGUUGCUUCCAUAAUCUCUUGUGUUGCCAUCCUCAUCGUAAUAGGUUAUAGCUCCUUCACACUGAACUAUGGUGAAGAGGAGGAGCUGAGUUCUGCCCCAGUCCAUGUUAUCCAUACUAGGUUCGUACUCAGUAAGGUGGUCAAGGGUGCUAACAUAGCCAUGCUGGCUGCAUCUAUCUGCAGUGCCUUUUUUGUGCUGGCCAUGGCUUACUUGGGAUGCCGGAGCCUUCCACGCUGCGCCUGCUACGACAGUGUGACUGGGAUGGAAUGGUUGCAACCUACUGAGGACCAAAAUCAGGCUGUGGAAAUGGUUUGUGCUGUACAAAGCCCUGGGGGCAGAAUUUUUAACUUCCCAGAUCGGUUUCCAGCCCAGGAUGUGGAUGCAGAGGAAGACACAUCCAAACCUCCACCAUAUAUCAGACUGACUUGAGAAAGUGGUUGAACAUUUUGUUCAAACGUGGCAAGAGAGAUGUAACAAGCUCUUAAUCUUUAAAGAUGGUUAUGCACUUUUCCUUGGCCUCUUGAAAAACACACACAGGAAGAGAGAACUAUUGAAUGCCAAACAUUCACCAGAGACCACAGUGCAGAGGAGAAGAUCCGCAGGUGGUUUUGGACAUUCAGACUUUGUAUAGUUAAAAUACCUCAUUGCCUCUGGAAAGCGUGAGCAUUUUUUUUCCUCUGGCUUUUGUACUUAAAUCAUGUUUUAUUUCACUAGAACUCAUCAUGCAAUUUGUGUAGCACUGCUAGCCUUAGGCAUUUAAAUAUUAAAUACAAUUGAAUUUUUUUCAAGUGCUGUCUCGAUUUCUCCCUCUUACUGAGUGAAUUAUUUGGAUGAUACGAUACCUGGAGAAGAAUAAUGAAGGACCCACUUCAUCACUGAGCUUCAGAGUGUUUUCCUUUUCUUCUUGGUAGGAGUAGGGGCAGGUAAAGUUUUUGAUAUGAAGCCUUGACAAAGCCAUUCAGGUAACUCUGUCAGAACGUGGAUUCUGAGAGGUGUACAUGUGUCAUUACAAUUAGUUUUAGUGCUGAAGUGUAAUGCUAGAGUGUGGUAGGAACUGGAGCUGCGGUAGCUCCUCUUACAGAGUCACAAAUACUCUGAAUUCAGUUCAGGUUUUUCUGUUUCAGCUUUGGAGACUGAAAGUUUAAAAGAAAUGCUUAUUUUGAAAAAUUAAUUUUCAAACCCGAAAGUAUUUAGCUUCAAUCUACCUAUAAAUUACUAGGAAUGAGUGCCUGCUUUUAGAGGUUUUCUAAUUACAUACUUUUCCAGGUAAGGUAAUAUGAGAUUAAAUUAAUACUUAGAAUCUCAGGACUAUGAAUAAUAUGCUUUCAAGUAGAGGGAGGGAAUGUUUAUUUGUUGGGGUUUUUUUAGCUAGAAAAUGGUGGAUACUUAAAGAUUUGUAAAAUUGAGAUGGACUGGUGACUAGAAUUUACUUGGUGUAUAGUAAGUGCUUAUUACUUUUCAAGGUGAAUGAUACCUUCUAGAUUGAGCUGUUUUACAAGAUCAUUGGUACAGAUAUAUUCUGUGGAAAAAUUGUAUUGGUGCCUUGCUAAACUUGAUUUGCAUCAGAGAAAUUGCUCUAAAUGCUUAAAACCAAACCAAAGCUAGAACACAAUAAAAUCUUUAUUCUCUUAAA